AUGGCUCAAAAAGAUGGCCGAGUUCUGCUGUUGAAUGCUCCAAGACUACCGUUACCAGAAGACAAGGUGAAAGAGCUGGCAGGCGAUCUUCAUGAUUAUGCUCAUGCACACGGCCUCGUCAUGCGUUUGAGCACUGACAAGAUGAGCAGUGAAGUUUGCCAGACGACACCACUCACUCUUCUGCCAUCUCCCUUCCCGAAGAAUGUUUUCGAUGAGGCUGUACGCAUCCAAAACCUCUACGCAUCUCUUUACCAUUAUAUCGCCUACGAUUUUGAUUUUCUCAUCGAUAUUCAUAAGAAUGUAGUGAAAACCGACGAAUUCACACGGAAAAUGAUAGAGAUUUUGAAAAAAGUGAAAGAGCAAGGAUUGAAGCAACCAGUGACUCUUGCAAUCCAACGAUCCGAUUAUAUGUGUCAUAAGGAUCAAUCCUCCGCUGAAUAUGACCUAAAACAAAUCGAAAUCAAUAAUAUCGCUUCAUCAAUGGGUGCGCAUGCCGAGCGGCUAACACAAUGGCAUAUCAGAGUGUUAAAAGCUCUAGACGUUCCUGAUGACGUCAUUCGGAGAGCGAUUCCAGAGAACAAACCAAUUCCAAUGAUCGCUGAGGCACUUUUCAAAGCCUGGUCUCACUUUAAUAACCCUGAUGCCUGGGUGCUUGUCGUCGUUGAAAAUGUGAAUCAGAAUCAAAUCGAUCAACGCCACGUGGAAUAUGAGCUUGAGAAGUUGGGAGUGCCGAUGACACGAAUAAUAAGAAGAACGUUGACACAGUGCUAUGAGCAGUUAUCGCUAAACGAGAGCAGCGAACUGCUAAUUGAUGGGAAGCCAGUGGCAAUUGUGUACUUUAGAGCUGGAUACUCUCCAGAUCACUAUCAAUCUGAUAAAGAAUGGGAAGCUCGUGAACGCAUGGAACUAUCCACUGCUCUCAAGACUCCAUGGAUCGGACUCCAGGUCGCCAACACCAAGAAAACACAACAAGUACUUUCGGAAGACGGAGUUCUUGAGCGAUUCAUCGGAAAGCCACGUGAAGCACGCGAUAUUCGCAGGUCUUUCGCCGGAAUGUGGGCGCUGGAGAAUUCGGAUGAGGUCACUUUGAAAGUUGUUCAGGGCGCUCAAAAGCAUCCGGAAGCCUUCGUGCUCAAGCCACAAACCGAAGGAGGAGCCGCUCUGCACACAGGAGACGAAAUGGUCCAAAUGUUGAAAGAGCUUCCAGAAGAAGAGCGUGGUGCCUACAUUCUGAUGGAGAAGUUGAGACCAAUGAUUAUUGAGAACUACUUGGUUUUCGCUCGAAAACCAGUGACAUUCGCUAAAGCGGUCAGUGAGCUUGGAAUCUAUGGAUACGCAUUUGGAGCCAAGGACGCGCCGGAGCUCAAAACCGCUGGACACUUGCUCCGAUCCAAACCAGAAUCCACUGCUAUGGGAGGUGUUGCUGCUGGCUACGCUGUUGUUGACACUCCAUUCCUCUAUGAAUUCAUCUGA
Caenorhabditis briggsae is the source of this 1473-nucleotide messenger RNA. RefSeq names its product Protein CBR-GSS-1 (gene Cbr-gss-1). The record is from RefSeq and is a predicted model, not a curated record. Gene Ontology annotation, biological process: glutathione biosynthetic process. Gene Ontology annotation, cellular component: cytosol. Bases 1 to 1473 code for a protein of 490 amino acids. Lineage: Eukaryota; Metazoa; Nematoda; Chromadorea; Rhabditida; Rhabditidae. Gene Ontology annotation, molecular function: glutathione binding; glutathione synthase activity; ATP binding. The transcript is spliced from 4 exons.